CGGGGCUCUGAUUGGUUCAGCGCUAUGAAUGAGGAGGGUCCCGACGACAGUCGCCGUGUUGAAAUUUCUGUGCUAACCAACUUUAGCCAGCGUGCUAACAUGUAAUUGAGCGAAUUUGAAGAGCUUUAUGUGCUGCGCAGCCCUGGCUUUAAGCGCGUCAAUGAUAACUUGUAAACAGGCCGCCGUGUAAACAUUCGCCUCCAUGUUUGCUGUUGCGUGUGCAUCAGCUCCUGCUACCGGAACAUGGCCAGUUAGCCUUAACGCAGCAAUCGUUGAAUAAACGAAGCUGGCGAGCUAGCUGGAGAAAACAAAACCGUCCGGACCGGGGUCGCGGGGGGCGGCUUGUGAACAGGUUCGUCGCUCAGAGGAGGCGAAAAGCCGGAUGCUGUUACUACCAUGAGUCCCGCGGGCUGCCCCCAUGUGAACAGCUUCAAAGUGGACAACUGGAAGCAGAACCUGAGGCUUAUUUAUCAGUGCUUCGUGUGGAGCGGUUCAGCCGAGACCAGAAAACGCAAGGCCAAAUCAUGCAUCUGUCACAUGUGUGGAGCCCACCUCAACAGACUCCACUCCUGCCUCUACUGCGUCUUCUUCGCCUGCUUCUCCAAAAAACACAUCCACGAACAUGCCAAGAGCAAAAGGCAUAACCUCGCUAUCGACCUGCUGUAUGGGGGAAUUUACUGCUUUAUGUGCCAAGACUACAUUUAUGACAAAGAGAUGGAGCAGAUUGCCAAAGAGGAGCAGAGGAAAGCCUGGAAGAUGCAAGGCAUUGGAGAAAAGUACUCGACGUGGGAGCCCACCAAGAGGGAACUGGAGCUGCUUCGCCACAAUCCUAAGAGGAGGAGAAUCACCUCCAACUGUACAAUUGGCCUCCGCGGUCUGAUAAACCUGGGCAACACCUGCUUCAUGAACUGCAUCGUCCAAGCGCUGACUCACACUCCACUGCUGCGUGACUUCUUCCUGUCCGACCGACACAAAUGCGAGAUGCAGAGCAACUCAUGUCUCGUGUGUGAGAUGUCACAACUCUUCCAGGAGUUCUACUCAGGCCACCGCUCCCCUCACAUCCCGUUCCGUCUCCUGCACCUGGUGUGGACCCACGCCCGACACCUAGCCGGCUACGAGCAGCAGGACGCCCACGAGUUCCUCAUCGCAGCGCUGGACGUGCUGCACCGACACUGCAAAGACGACAACGGGAAGAAAGCCAACAACCCAAACCACUGUAACUGCAUCAUUGACCAAAUCUUCACAGGGGGUCUGCAGUCUGACGUCACCUGCCAAGUGUGCCAUGGUGUUUCAACGACCAUAGAUCCUUUCUGGGACAUCAGCCUGGACCUACCUGGAUCCUCCACGCCUUUCUGGCCCCUCAGCCCCGGAGGAGAUGUAUCAGCACUUAAUGGCGACAGUCACACCACUGGAGCCACAACCCUCAUGGACUGUCUGCGCAGGUUCACCAGACCGGAGCACCUUGGCAGCAGUGCCAAGAUCAAAUGCAGCAGUUGCCAUAGUUACCAGGAGUCCACCAAGCAGCUAACCAUGAAGAAACUGCCCAUUGUGGCCUGCUUUCACCUUAAAAGAUUUGAGCAUUCAGCCAAACUACGGAGCAAGAUCUCUACUUAUGUCUCAUUCCCACUAGAGCUGGACAUGACCCCCUUCAUGGCCUCCAGUAAGGAGAGCAGGAUGAACGGGCAGUACCAGCAGACUGUGGAUGCAUUCAACAAUGACAAUAAGUACAGUUUGUUUGCCGUGGUGAACCACCAGGGGACACUAGAGAGUGGCCAUUACACAACCUUCAUCCGGCAGCACAAAGACCAGUGGUUUAAGUGUGACGAUGCCAUCAUCACCAAGGCUACCAUCAAAGAUGUAUUAGAUAGUGAAGGGUACCUCUUGUUCUAUCACAAACAGUUCCUGGAGUACGAAUAGUUUGCAGCCUCCGGGAGGAACCGAAUCAGAAAGGAGGGAUUAGUUACAUGGAGAAAGGUGAAGAGUGUGUAAGGAGGCAAGGAAACGGCGAUCACAAGUCUCACUAUAAACAUGGAACCUCCCUUACUACACGAAGGAACCAGAUCCGCUGUCUGCUGUGCAGGAUAAAAUGGAAUAAAAUAAAAUGACUCGUGCAAAAUGCUAGAAAUUCAGACAUUUGUGUACUUGCUGAAUUUAUCACUUGAAUUCAGGACAUGAAGAGGGAAAAGAAGCUGUGAAAGCCUGCUCUUGCUUUCAGAUAAUGGACAGUUAGUUCCUACAUUUGUCUGUUGGUGUAAAACUUCAGGAAGUUUUAUUUAAUCCCAGAUACUUUUUUUUUUAACCCACGUCCGUCUUCAUGCUUGCACAUCUGCAUUUAUUCACAUCCAGGGGUUCAAAGAAGCAGAGCUCCCUGCUUGCUGCACCUGCACAGAUUUGACCGGGCAACCUUCUGGACACAAGCACAUAUUUGUCAAACACACAAACACUCCUCUACAAGACCAAAUAUUUUCACAAUGGAAGUUGUCUUAUGCAGUUUUAGUUCAGAGUGGAACUGUUGGGAAUAAUGGAAGACCAUCACCUGACAGUAUUCUAAAGUUAUUCCAAUUAUUAUUUGUCAGACUGUUGUAGCAAAGUGGUACUAUUAUUUAAAAGGAAAAAAAAAAAAAAAAGCAUCUGCCUCUUAUCCAUCUUCCACAGUCAAAGAGGGGAAAUGAAUGACCCAGUGGAUAUAUUUUUAUACAUCUUGCAUUCAAAUUGUGUAAUAGUGUUGCAUUCUCUUAAACAAAACAAACCCGCAUUAUUCAUCUGUUAAAACGUACGUCGAUCAUGUUUUUGUACACAAAAGACAAAAAGAUGCUAAUGAUUUUUGUGAAGCUGCUGCUAUUGCUGUUUUUGCUUUCUUUAUCUUGUAUAGUGCUGAAGACAUUUUUUGGCAACCCCUGGUUGAUUUGUGUAGAAACUGUCGAACUAAAUUCAUCUUUUACUGCAUUGUCGUAAUCUCUCCCUGCAUUAUUGAGAAAAGCCUCAAAUUUUGGUGUAAGUUGAGUUGAGAAAGCACCUGGUUUUGAUACUUUGUUCCUGCCAGUAACCUGGUCUUGUCCCAUUACAUUUCCCAAAGUUAGAGAAUACAGAGAGAGGGAUCUUUGGAUAAUCUUACCCCCUUCUUUUGAGCAUGCCCACUUCUUUUCUGUAGGGUUUAAGUCUGGGGACUGAGCUGGGUAGGCAAGGUUGAUUCGGACAAGCUGUGGAACAUCAUCUUGACAUAUGGUUUGUUCAUAAACCCAUAGACAAGCCCCUCUCUAAACUGACCCUGGCUGUUCCCAAAUUACUGAUGAAGCUGAUUAUAUCUUGCAUACGUGAAAUUUCAAAAAUCAAGCCAGUAUGGCAGCAGGGACGAUACAGUGCACUACAAGUUAGUAAAAACACAUCUUCGGUUUUGUUUUAUUUUCAGUGUUACGAGGAAAAACUACCCCUGGUGGAAGUCCAGUGAAUUAUUUUACUGUAAUUUUUUCCCCUUAUCUUGGCACACUUCAGCAUGAGCCAUCCAAUGUAUGUAAUGGCAAGGAAUGAUUUGUUGAAGUAGGUUUGACAGCACCUGGUUGGCAUUUGAUGAUGUCAUACAGACCACUCAAAGCGCUUUACACUAGAGCCACAUUCACCAACGCUCAUACAUUCAUACACAGAUCUGUAGGCAACUUGAGGUUAAGUGCCUUGCCCAGGGGCACAUCGACGUAUGGCAGGAGGAAGCUGGAAUCGAACCCACAACCUUCUGAUUGCUAGACGACCACUCUUCCUACUGAGCCACAGUCCUCAUACAGCAUAUGGGUCAGAAUAGAAGGAAAUUGACCUCUGUUACAUAUUUACACCCCAAGAAAAGAAGUCAGGGAUCAAUUACUAAUAGAGUUAAUAGAUUAAAAAUGCCUGCCACUAAUGAUGUACAAAAAAAAAAUGAAAUAGAUUUUUUUCGUCACUACAUAAAUGUACUCAAAAGUUUCUGAGAUUAUUCUACUGCAGUAAAAGAUGAAUUUAUUAUAAGGCUUUUAACACAUCAUUACAAGGAAUGUCAAUUUAUUUUCCUGUAAAUGGCUUUCUUUUCAGAGACACUUUGUUUCUCCCACAUUGACGGCAUGUUGCUGUUUCAGGUAAACGGCCUAAAAGAAAUGAACCGAAUUUUAAAAAAGGAAGGUAGAGUUUUGUAAAGCUCAGGCCCGCAGUGUUAACUGUCAACCGCAUGUUGCUCUGAUUGAUCUGUUUGUGUGCGCGUGGCUAAGAAAGGAAGAAAAUCAAAGUUUAGAGUAGAUGUUUGUAUAAAAUGUGUUACUAUGUGUAAAGAGACAGAAAUAGACAAAGUGUGAGAUCUCGUUUGAAUGCACGUGUGUCGUGCGUAUGCACUGUACGUUUGUGUACUGAAUCAGUACUUGCAUUCAGCAUGCUGUCUAAGCUGGUAUCACAGUUUGAUAUGUUUUUUUGGUUUUUUUUCUGUGCACAUGAUGUGUGUAAAAAUGUAUAUGUACAGUUUGUAUGUAUGAGACAAAAGGUGAAACCUUAAAGCUGAUGGAAGUCGCUCCUCUACGCCGCCGGAUCCAGCCGGAAGGUCGCUGAUCACGUGAACCUUGCCUUGAGCUCAUCAGCCAUUCCUCACACACAGUUGUUACUUCUGCAAGAACUGGACACAAUGAUGGAAACACACUCUAAUAAAGAAAAAUGUAUCUCAAAGAA
This is a messenger RNA of Girardinichthys multiradiatus, 4677 nucleotides long. RefSeq names its product ubiquitin specific peptidase 22 (gene usp22). Gene Ontology annotation, biological process: protein deubiquitination. The record is from RefSeq and is a predicted model, not a curated record. The transcript is spliced from 13 exons. Gene Ontology annotation, molecular function: cysteine-type deubiquitinase activity; zinc ion binding. Bases 397 to 1917 code for a protein of 506 amino acids. Lineage: Eukaryota; Metazoa; Chordata; Actinopteri; Cyprinodontiformes; Goodeidae.